Molecule: messenger RNA, 3426 nt
Organism: Oncorhynchus tshawytscha (Chinook salmon)
Lineage: Eukaryota; Metazoa; Chordata; Actinopteri; Salmoniformes; Salmonidae
Product: leucine-rich repeat neuronal protein 2
Exons: 2
Coding region: 932-2953 (673 amino acids)
Molecular function (GO): protein binding
Source: RefSeq, a predicted model, not a curated record
UUGAAUCCACUGCUUUACACACACACACACACACACCCACACAGUGCAUUAAAGUUUAUACAAUAGCUACCGGGAUUCUUCCUCUGCACGGAAGAGAUGCUGAUGUCUCUGAAAGCUUUUUUGGUUUUAAUAGUUCAUUCUCUAUGUAGCCAGCACUAUGCUCCACUAGACAGCUUUUAAAAAGCAAACCAGUGAGCCAAAUGGAAACUCACUCAGCCUGCAAUUCAGAGGUAUUAAAUUAUUUUUUUAUUUGGAGAGAGAGGGGGAGUAGAGAGGGACAGAAACUCAGAUUAAAUCAUCUUUGGCUUUCCUGCUCAAGACAACUGGCUACUGAGAGAAAGAGACAGAGAGAGAGACAGAGAGAGAGAGAGAGGCUCACACAUACUGACUGAGAUACAGUGGGGUUGGGGAGAGUGCAGAUUCAUCCUGUAGAGAUCUCCCCACAGCCUCAGAGAGAGAAAAGGAUGAAUAUUUUAAAAAGAGAGAAAUACAGAAUGGGAAACACAUAUGUUUUAAGAGGAGAGAGAGGAAGGAUGAUUUAUUGUGGAGCAAGCCAUUGACAAAGCAAGACAAAGACAAGCUGACUGAACAUUCCUGGAAAAAAACAACUGAAAAGAUUGUGGGUUAGGAAAAGAGGGACAGAAGGAAAGAGGACGGAUCGAGAGAUGCAUGCAGUCAACCGUACUCAUUCGAUGGUCUCCUUAGUGUGUACAGAGCCAUGCCCAGUACACCUGUCGCCACAAUGUGACAGCGACCGUCUGACCACGGAGACCAUCACCUAGACAGUCCACAACACUCUAGAUUCCUAUGGCAUUGUAACCUGGCAACAGCAGAUACCUACAGAGCUGUAACUUGGCAACAACCCUGAGUCACCUCAAUCGAAUUGCCACCACUGAAUCGACUCCUCUGAAUCAACUCCUCUGCUGUGAGGAUGCUGAGGGUGUCAAUGGUCCUACUGCAGAGGCAGCUGGUCCUGUGUGUGUGGGUGUGUGUGUCCAGUGCACUAGUGGUCCAUUCCCUGCCAUGGAGCGUCUCCUGCCCGGCAGGGUGUGUGUGUCAGAUCAAGCCCUGGUUUUCCCCCCAGUCAUUGUCCUGCGAGGUUCCAACUGUGGACUGUAACAACCUGUUCCUGACCCAGCUCCCCUCCCCUCUCCCCCUAGACACACACACCCUCUGUCUGCAGAGUAACCUGCUGUCUGCCUUGGAGACACCACUGUUACAGACACUCCCCAACCUCACAGAGCUGGAUCUGUCUCAGAACCGCUUCAGCAGUGUUAGGACACUAACCUCAACCCAGCCCCAGACUCCCUCCCUGCGCUCCCUACUCUCCUUGCACAUGGAGGAGAACCAGCUCCGGUCCCUGCCCCCUGCCGCCUUCUCUUCCCUGCCUACCCUACAGGAGCUCUUCCUCAGCCACAACCAGCUGGCCUCCCUGGCUCCUAGAGCCUUCUCUGGCUUGGGCUCCCUGCUGCGCCUGCACCUCAACAACAACCACCUGACCUCAAUUGACCCCCUCUGGUUCACCACCCUGCCCUGCCUCCAGGUGCUGAUGCUGGGGGGAAACCCAGUGGAGGUCCUCCCUGAACGGGGCUUCCAGGCGCUGGCGUCUCUACGCAGCCUGGUGCUGGGGGGCAUGGGGCUGAAAGGGUUGCCUGAGAGGGCCCUGGAGGGGCUGGACAGCCUGGAGAGCCUGUCCUUCUACGACAACCUCCUCACCACUGUCCCCACACAGGCCCUGAGGAGGCUCCCAGGCCUGAAGUUCCUGGACCUGAAUAAGAACCGUCUGAGUCUGGUUCAGACAGGGGACUUCAGGGACCUGGUCCACCUGACAGAGCUGGGUCUGAACAACAUGGAGGAGCUGGUGGCCAUCGAGAGGGCAGCCAUGGAGAACCUGCCUGAGCUCACCAAGCUGGAGAUCACCAACAACCCCCGGCUGUCCUACAUCCACCCCCAGGCCUUCUUCCAGCUGGGCAGGCUCGAGAGCCUGAUGCUGAACUCCAACGCUCUGACUGCUCUGCACCAACACACUGUCCUGUCUCUGCCCAGACUGAGGGAGGUCAGCCUGCACUCCAACCCCCUCCGCUGUGACUGCCUGUUUCGCUGGGUGGCUGAGGAGCACCCUCACACAGAUGCUGAUGCACACACAGAUACACAGAUGCCACAGGCUGUGAGGUUUAUCCAGCCCCAGGCCACAUUGUGUUCUGAGCCUCCAGAGCUGAGGGCUCGCAGGGUGAGGGAGGUGUCAAUCACAGAGAUGUCAGCCUCCUGCCUCCCCCUCAUCCCCCCUGGCAUCCUCCCCCCCUACGUGGGGGUGAGAGAGGGGGAGAGGCUGGCCCUGCAUUGUCGCGCCCUGGCAGAGCCUCAGCCCACAAUCUACUGGGUCACUCCUUCUGGACAGAGACUGGGAUCAUCCAACAACACCCACAGCCACAAGCCUGCAUCCAGACACUACUCCAAGCCUGCAUCUAGACCCUUCUCCAAGCCUGCAUCCAGACCCUACUCCAAGCCUGGAUCCAGACCCUACUUCAAGCCUCGAUCCAGCCUCAACUCCAAACCUGCAUCCAGACCCUACUCCAAGCCUGCAUCCAGACCCUUCUCCAAGCCUGGAUCCAGACCCUACUCCAAGCCUAUCUCCAGCCUCAACUCCAAGCCUGCAUCCAGCCAGACAUCCAACUACUCCUCUUACCAUUCCCACUUACCCAGCCCAGCAUCUGGUAAUGCCUCUGUCCUCUUUUCCAGCCUCACCCCUUCCUCUCCCCCCCUCCUCUCCUCCCCUGCCUACCGGCUCCUGCCAGAGGGAACAUUGGAGAUCGUCAUGGUGACAUCCCGGGAUUCGGGUCUGUACACCUGUGUGGCUGAGAACACACUGGGGGCCGACACUCACAGUGUGACUGUAGGGGUGCAGGGGCCAGGGAAGGGGUUGAGGCAACAGAUGUUGGAGGGUAGAGGAUAGGGGUUAAAGAAGAGGGUUUUGAGGGAAGGGAGGUCACAUGAGGGCAAGGGUCAAGACAGCAAGCAUGAGGAGCAGCACACAUAUGAGUAAAGCCUAGCUAUAUAAAUAAUGAAUGAUAUUAUACACAUAACAACAUACACACAUACUUGCAGUACAUCGUUUCCAAAGAUACCAUCGCUUCCAGGGAUUAUUUAUAGGAUAGAUAUGGCUACCACUCUUGGCGGGGGUGCGGUUGUAGGUGGUUGUGAAGCCCAAUCCAGGAGGCACAUGUCCUGCCGCAGUUGGGACAUGUUAGGGCUGAAUCUGGAGAUGCUUGUGGGAGUGGUUGGGAGCAUUGGGGCCUGUAAAUAGGACAUAUGACACAGUGGCAGUACAUACGACAGUGUUGUACAGUCAGAUAUGUAUAUAUUUUAUAUAUACAGUACAUUUGGAAAGUAUUAAGACCCCUUGACUUUUUUCACAUUUUGUUAUGU